UGUUACAUUAAAUUUUGGGAUAGUUCCCAAAUCAAACAGCCUUGCUUCAAAACUUCAAAGGUGUUUUACGGCAAUACUAGAUCUGUGAAUUUUCUGUUUCGAAAAUUAAAUCAUUAGAAUAAAAGAUGAUAACCAUUGAGCCCACGUUGGAUCAACCGCAUUAUGCCGCCUUCUUUUGCGUGAUGGGCGCUGUAUCGGCAAUUGUGUUCUCCACAUUGGGAGCUGCGUAUGGAACCGCUAAGGCCUCCGUAGGAAUAUCUGCCAUGGCCAUCAAGCAUCCGCAGCUGAUUAUGAAGGCGAUCGUUCCGGUUGUCAUGGCCGGCAUUAUAGCCAUUUAUGGAUUGGUGAUUGCGGUCCUGCUGGCUGGAUCGCUUAACAGACACUACAGCGCCUACAAGGGAUUCCUCAACCUUAGCGCUGGACUGGCCGUGGGUGUCUCUGGGAUGGCGGCUGGCAUUGCUAUUGGCGUUAUUGGGGAGGCUGGAGUUCGGGCAUCUGCCAACCAGCCCAGACUCUUUGUGGCCGUCAUUCUCAUAUUGAUAUUUGCCGAGGUCUUGGGUCUGUACGGUCUCAUAGUGGCCAUAUACUUGUUUACCAAGUGAUUGAAAUGUCAAUAAAAGUGUUGCA
Drosophila gunungcola (fruit fly) is the source of this 627-nucleotide messenger RNA. RefSeq names its product V-type proton ATPase 16 kDa proteolipid subunit c (gene Vha16-4). NCBI's taxonomy places the organism in Eukaryota, Metazoa, Arthropoda, Insecta, Diptera, Drosophilidae. Bases 126 to 602 code for a protein of 158 amino acids. Gene Ontology annotation, biological process: proton transmembrane transport. Gene Ontology annotation, cellular component: proton-transporting V-type ATPase, V0 domain. The record is from RefSeq and is a predicted model, not a curated record. Gene Ontology annotation, molecular function: proton-transporting ATPase activity, rotational mechanism. The transcript has a single exon.